This is a messenger RNA of Asparagus officinalis (garden asparagus), 1451 nucleotides long. Its product is annotated as NAC domain-containing protein 21/22-like. Bases 85 to 876 code for a protein of 263 amino acids. The transcript is spliced from 3 exons. The record is from RefSeq and is a predicted model, not a curated record. NCBI's taxonomy places the organism in Eukaryota, Viridiplantae, Streptophyta, Magnoliopsida, Asparagales, Asparagaceae. Gene Ontology annotation, molecular function: DNA binding. Gene Ontology annotation, biological process: regulation of DNA-templated transcription.
UUAAAUUUAUAGAUCAUAGAUAUAUAGCCCAAAACCCAACAAAAGAAACAAACCCUAAUCGCAUCUCCCGCUACGUACUCCCUCAUGAUCUCUCUCCUUCACACGCAAACUGCAGGAAGCAUGGGGUUGAGGGAUAUAGAGUCCAGUUUGCCGCCGGGGUUCAGGUUCUACCCGAACGAUGAGGAGUUGGUGUGCCACUAUCUCUGCAGGAAGGUGAGGAGUACCGAGGGAGCCGUGGAGGGAACCAUGGUGGAAGUGGACCUGCAUACUCACGACCCGUGGGAACUCCCUGAUGUGGCCAGGCUGAACGCAAAUGAAUGGUACUUCUUCAGCUUCAGAGACCGCAAAUACGCAACUGGCUCAAGAAGCAAUCGAGCGAGCAAGUCUGGAUACUGGAAGGCCACUGGAAAGGACCGAAUGGUCUGCGACCCGUCGACCCGUGGGGUUGUAGGGUUAAGGAAGACGUUGGUCUUUUACCGAGGGAGAGCUCCGAACGGGAUCAAAUCCAGUUGGGUCAUGCAUGAGUUUCGCCUUGAGAACCCCCAUUCACCUCCAAAGGAGGACUGGGUACUCUGUAGGGUAAUGCACAGGAGGAAAGGAGAGGAGCAAGAGACCAAAAUCGGCUCAUCACCUCCUUUAAUUGGGGACCAGCCCUUAAGCUUGCAAAGCUAUAGGGAGAUUAGCUCUUCACCCUGCAAUGCUCCAAAUCAAGAGAACAACAAUAAUAACAGCAAUAGCUCAAGGUUCAUUGAUGAUGAUGAGUCCAAUUUGCCGCAGUGCAGCUUCCAUGACUUCACUCCCCAACUGGAAAUAGAGUCUUGUGGUGGAGAUGAGUUGGGUUUGUUCUUGGAUGUGGGCCCAAGUUGGCAAACUUAGGAGAUUAUUGAAGGGUUUGUGUAAUUUAUUUAUGGCUAAAUUUUCAAAAUAGACCUUAUUAGUAAUUUAUUUUUAGCAAACGGCCCCUUUGAGAUUUAAUUGUCAUUUUCGACCUAGUUUCAGCCACCUGGCUGAAACAGGUUCGAAAAUGGCAAAUAAAGUUCAAAAAUUUCACGAGAUUUAAAAUCUCGUGAAGUUUAGUUCUUGAUUAACCACGCUAAUGAAGCUGCAGAAGUUCGAAAACUUCACGGAAUUUAAAAUCUCGUGAAGUUUAUUGCUUGAUUAACCGCGCUAAAAUUCACGGGAUUUAAAAUCCCGUGAAGUUUUUGAAAUUUAUUUACCAUUUUCGACUUGGUUUCAGACAGCUGGCUGAAACUAGGUCGAACAUGAUAAUUAAAUUUUAAAGGGUUUGAUUUUUAAAAAUAAAUUUCUAAUAGGGUUUAUUUUGAAAAUUUGUCCAUUAUUUAUUAUUAGAUGCAUAGAGUUGUGGUGUAUAGUUUAUUUCUGUAAAUGUCUAGUUAGAUGGUAUGUAUAGUUGAAUUGGAUUGUCCAAUGUCAUGUAGACGCCACUCUUG